AAGAUGCCGUGCCGAUCGUCACGGUGAAAAGCAAAAAGCUAUUAUAACAUGCGUAAAGAAAAAUGUAGAGAUAUAUCAAAGAUAUCUGGCAGUAUCACGUGUUAAUUUAAGGUUAACCAAUAAUGAUACAUUGGAGCGCUGUUCAGUCAAGCGCAAGCACAGUCGAGCAACGGCCUUCUACUUAAGUGGACGUCUGUCAUCCAGCGAAUUGUUGAGUAAUCAAAAAGUAAUGGAACGUUCACGUGUUGGAAAGUAGAAACGACUAUCCACAUUAAUUAAAUUUACAUAAAAUAUUAGUAAACGAAUAAUAAGCUGUCAUGGAUGGAAAAAUAAAAGUAGAAAGAAAAAAGAACCCAAGAGAAGGAGCAAAUCCCCUUAGCAUUUUAACAUUUGCAUUUACACUGCCUACAUUUUGGGUGGGUUGUCGCAAGGAUUUAGAAAUAAAUGAUUUAUACAGACCCCUCAAAGAACAUACAAGCAGUCAUGUGGGUAAAAAGAUAUCAAAACUAUGGGAAAAAGAGUAUAGUGCAUACGAGAAGCAAAAGUUGCUUAACGAAGAGAAAGCAAACAGUGAUAACAAGUACGAUGUUAAGAAGUUGAAGGAACCCAGUUUAGUAAAAGUUCUUUUAAAAUGUUUUGGUGGUCAAUUAGCACUCUAUGGAAUAAUUUUAGCGGUACUAGAAAUUUUCUUCAGACCAUUACAGCCUUUGUUUCUUUAUCUUCUGAUUCAUUCCUACCGUCAGAUGAAAGUUCCACAUACAGCAGUGCAUACCGUAUUAUCAUCCAGUUUACACAACUUAUCCAAUUCGCAAGUUUAUGAAAGCGAAGAUGCAGCCGAAUUGGUAAUGCAGCCAAUAUUUCUUAGUCGACUUUUACAAUACUUCAGCAAUAACUCAGAGACAAAAGAUAAUGCAUACUUGUAUGCAGGUGGUGUGAUAUUGUGUUCGGGCGCAUUAAUAUUUGUUAUGCAUCCAUACAUGAUGGGUGUACUUCACACGGGAAUGAAAAUGCGAGUGGCAUGCUGUACGUUAAUAUACAGAAAAGCGUUGAGGCUUUCAAGAACAGCUUUAGGCGAAACAACAGUAGGACAGGCAGUUAAUCUACUGUCGAACGACGUUAACAGAUUCGACGUAGCAAUUAUACAUUUACAUUACUUGUGGAUUGGACCGUUAGAAACUUUGGUCAUUACAUAUUUUAUGUAUAACGAAGUCGAAAUACCUGCACUUCUUGGAGUUUUGGUGCUCUUGAUGUUUAUCCCUCUACAAGGCUAUUUGGGUAAAAAGUCUUCCGUAUUAAGAUUGAAAACCGCUAUUAGGACGGAUGAAAGAGUACGAUUAACCAACGAAAUUAUCAGCGGUAUUCAAGCAAUUAAAAUGUACACUUGGGAGAAACCGUUUAGUGCUUUAGUUGAAAGAGCAAGAAGGAGAGAAAUAAACGUUAUAGGAGCCAUGUCUUUAAUCAGAGGUGUUAUCAUGUCUUUUAUCAUGUUCACCACAAGGAUGGCCCUAUUCAUUACCAUAAUAGCAUAUAUUUUAUACGGCCGAAAAAUAACUGCCGAAAAAGUGUUCAUGUUACAGGCGUACUAUAAUAUUUUACGUCAAACCAUGACUGUUUAUUUUCCACAAGGAAUAACGCAAAUGGCUGAAUUGAUGGUUUCCAUAAGACGUUUACAAAGAUUUAUGUUACACGAAGAAAUGGAUAUUAAAAAAGAGAAGAACGAAGAUUACAAUGAAACGUCGAAGGACGAAGAGAAGAACAAAAAUGAUGUAAAUAGCGUAAACAAUGAAGUAAACGAUGCAAAACGCGUGAAUGAAGAUGAUAGCAUUAUAUCUAUAAAAGAUGCUAGCGCAAAGUGGGUUUCGUAUGAACAAGAGGACACUCUAAAAAAUCUUAACAUCAAAGUAAAACGAGGCGAAUUAAUUGCGGUUGUCGGUCAAGUUGGUUCUGGUAAAAGUAGCCUGCUUAAUUUAAUACUUAAAGAGUUACCCGUGUCUUCGGGUAGUAUAGAGGUGAACGGAAAAAUUGCGUAUGCUAGUCAAGAACCGUGGUUAUUUGCUGGCUCUGUUAGACAGAACAUACUCUUUGGUAGAAAAAUGGAUCAGCAUAGAUACGAUCGUGUGAUUAGAGUGUGUCAAUUAAAAAGAGAUUUCACCUUGUUUCCAUACGGUGAUAAGACGAUAGUUGGUGAAAGAGGAAUUAGUUUAUCGGGUGGACAACGUGCUAGGAUUAACUUAGCCAGAGCAGUAUACGCCGAGGCCGAUGCGUAUCUACUUGAUGAUCCGUUAAGCGCCGUAGACGCUCAUGUCGGGAAACACAUGUUCGAAGAAUGUAUCGAAAAGUACUUAAGAGGAAAAACUAGAAUCGUCGUUACGCAUCAGCUGCAGUACUUACGAAAUGUCGAUAGAAUAAUCGUCUUAAAAGACGGUGAUAUAGAGGCAGAAGGUAAUUACGAUGAACUUGCUGCGAUGGGAAUAGAUUUUGGAAGACUCAUGGAGAAACAACCACUCGACGAAGAGGAAAAACGAACAGCAUCUGGCCCACCGAGUAGAAGUACUUCUCGAAAUGCUAGCAUUUCGUCUUUAAGUUCAUUGAAGAGUAGUAUCGGUGACAAAGAUGACCCAGUGGAAGUAGCUGAAACUCGCUCGAAGGGUAGUGUUUCUGGUAAAGUGUAUUCAGGAUACUUCCGAGCAGCAGGAAAUUGGUGCGUCAUUAUUGUUGUUGCUUUGCUCUGCGUCAUGGCUCAAGGAUUAGCCAGUGGUAGUGAUUUUUUCAUUUCCCAGUGGGUGAACAUGGAAGAGAAAUAUGUAACAGAAACACCGAAUGGACUCGUUGAAAAUUGGGAGGGUCCCAUCAGCCGCGAAGUGUGCAUGUAUCUAUACAGUGGUUUAAUCGUCUGCACGAUAGUAAUCACUUUAACACGUUCGUUCUCAUUCUUUUCGGCGUGCAUGAAAGCAUCCACCAAGCUGCACGACCGAAUGUUCCGAUGCAUCAGUCGCGCCACUAUGCUUUUCUUCAAUACCAACCCGUCAGGACGUGUCCUAAAUAGAUUCUCGAAGGAUAUGGGUGCUAUAGACGAAGUAUUACCAAUGGCGCUAAUCGAUUGCAUACAAAUUGGCUUGUCUCUGCUCGGAAUUAUAAUUGUGGUCGGUAUAGCUAAUCCAUGGCUGAUGAUACCCACUGUGAUCAUUGGAGUGAUCUUCUAUUACAUUCGAGUAUUUUAUCUGGCAACCAGUCGCAGUGUGAAACGUCUCGAAGGAAUUACUCGAUCGCCAGUGUUUGGCCAUCUCAGCGCAACAUUGCAAGGAUUGCCGACUAUAAGAGCCUUCGGAGCUGAAGAAAUUCUCACAAAGGAGUUUGAUCAACACCAAGACUUGCAUUCAUCAGCGUGGUACGUCUUCAUAGCAUCAUCCAGAGCGUUUGCAUUCUGGUUGGAUUUCUUCUGCGUUGUCUACAUCUGCUUGGUCACUCUAAGUUUCUUAGUAAUGUACGACUCGGCGGUCUCAACGCAAGGCGGUAACGUUGGGCUUGCCAUAACUCAAAGUAUAGGGUUGACUGGUAUGUUCCAGUGGGGUAUGCGACAAAGUACCGAGUUAGAAAAUCAAAUGACCUCGGUCGAGCGUGUGUUGGAGUACAGUAACGUGGAAAGCGAACCACCAUUAGAGAGUACACCGGACAAAAAACCCCCAGAUACUUGGCCGGAAGAGGGUAAAAUAGAAUUCAAAAACGUCUCGCUGCGAUACGAUCCGGCAGAGGCUCCGGUGUUGAAGAAUCUGAAUUUCGUGAUUUACCCUCAAGAAAAGGUUGGAAUCGUUGGAAGAACUGGCGCUGGAAAAUCUUCCUUAAUUUCAGCGCUUUUCCGUUUCGCGUAUCUCGAUGGUGUUAUAGAGAUCGACGGUGUCAACUCGAUCGAGAUAGGUCUUCAUGAUUUGCGUUCAAAAAUCAGUAUCAUCCCUCAGGAACCGUUCUUGUUCUCGGGCUCGUUGAGAAAGAAUUUAGAUCCAUUCGAUAGCUACAAUGACGACGUACUCUGGCAAGCUUUGAGCGAGGUUGAGCUUAAAGAGAUGGGCCUGGAUGCUCACAUAACCGAGGGUGGUUCCAAUUUGAGCGUUGGACAACGUCAGCUCGUCUGUCUGGCACGUGCAAUCGUCAGGAACAACCCCAUCCUUGUGUUGGACGAGGCUACAGCGAACGUAGAUCCACGAACCGACGAGCUGAUUCAAAAGACGAUUCGUGAGAAGUUUGCUAAGUGUACAGUGUUAACCAUUGCUCAUCGUCUCAAUACCGUGAUGGACAGUGAUCGUAUACUAGUGAUGGAUGCUGGUACCGCCGUGGAAUUCGAUGCUCCAUACGUUUUGAUACAAAAGAGUGCAGGAUACUUGAAGGGCAUGAUCCACGAAACUGGACCAGCAAUGGCGGAAGCAUUGAAAGAAGUAGCUCGUUACACUUACGAGAAUCGUACAUCCACUGCCCUUUGAUAAAUUAUCAACGUAUUACGCCAAUUUCUACGUUGGACUCUGCAUUAAGCCCCAUUCUAUAGGUUCAAUUUUUUAGUAGAUCUAUUCUGUCGAUAAUCUUUUUUGUACGGUGAUCAAUCUGGUGAUUACAUAGUUAAGUGAAGGCAUACGUUAUCAUCGUGAUUCUUUUCGUCUCUUUCACCUUCAGUAUUAUUGCAUUGAUUUUUGUAAAUGAAAUCGACGGGAACUUUGUACUGGGACAAAAGUCGCUCUGGUGUACUUAAUCGUCAAGAUAAACUCGUUAAAUAAGUGGCGUCACAGUACUUUCUUGUUUUAUAUACGUCGUGCCACAAGUAGGGAUAAACAAUUUACCUCGCUUUUAAGUAAUUUUUGAGAUAUUUAUACGCAAUAUUAGGUUUCUCUUGCUCUCGUUUCGGUGCUAUACGAAUACGAAAAGACGGGUGCCUAUUUUUUCACUUUACAAGCAGAACAUGUCGAGCGCUAUAUUGGAAAGAAAUUUUUAUUCAAACAUCGAAGACGGUACCUUGAUUUUAUGUACAUAAUCGUUCAAAGAAGAAUUACCAAUUAGAAAUCUUCGAUUGUUUGUACUGUAUCGUUUGCUAGGUCUUACGCUUUUGAUACACUAUGUCGUAUCUGUUACACGUAAGGCAAAGUCAACGAGAACAGCGUUGUCAAUGCAAACAAUUACAUAGUGUUUGCAAACAGUGCAAUUCUUCCUAUACAAGCUUCAAAUUCAUAUCUUCAUACUAUUCAUAUUUGUCGUACAAGCAUAAAUGUUUGUAAAAAAAAAAGAAAAGAAAAGAAAACAAAAACAAUUGCCUUAUGUACAAGUGCCUAUGUAAUUUAAUUAUUAUUAAUGAAAAAUAUAAAUGCAGAGAAUUAUUUAUCUUGCUA
Messenger RNA from Osmia bicornis bicornis, 5369 nucleotides. RefSeq names its product probable multidrug resistance-associated protein lethal(2)03659. Gene Ontology annotation, biological process: transmembrane transport. Bases 318 to 4475 code for a protein of 1385 amino acids. NCBI's taxonomy places the organism in Eukaryota, Metazoa, Arthropoda, Insecta, Hymenoptera, Megachilidae. The transcript has 14 exons. The record is from RefSeq and is a predicted model, not a curated record. Gene Ontology annotation, molecular function: ATP binding; ATP hydrolysis activity; ABC-type transporter activity. Gene Ontology annotation, cellular component: membrane.